AACACUCAGCACGUCUGCCCGCUCUCGCAGUGCAGUACUCUGUUAAAGGGAGGCGAGCCUUGCUCCGCGAUCCAUCUUGCUCUGAGCAUCACCUAACAAGCAAAGUGUACCGGCGGCGGCGGCGGCAGCAGCAGCUGCUGCUGCUCGGUGCCUGGAUAAGCGGAUGCAAUCCGUACUGGCUUGUCUGCGUUGAUUAAGGGUCACACUGGUCAGUGGUCAUUUCAAGUCAUGGGAUGGUAAUUCAGACUGACGGAUCCGGACGAACUGCUAACGGGAAAAGAAAGAGUUUUGGGCAACGGGAUCACAUGCGGCCGGGAGGGAGGUCGAGAGGCAGUAAAAGGCAGCAGCUGUAUAAAAAGCCUGGGAACUUAAAGAUUGCACAAGUCGGCUGGAGCUCCGAGUUGGAGAGAUCUCGUCUGCUUCGGCUCUUUCGCAGCGAGACACAGACCGAGGUAUUAUGAGCCAGAGAGCAAGCGAGAAAACACUGGAUUCGCACUAGGGUUUUUUUUAAUUGCACUGCCUACAACAUAACUAGAGUGGACAAAAUAAUACCGAGUGGCUGAAUGGAGCCUGUCACCGUGUGGAAUAGGAUGGGCAGGAGAUCCUCCUGUUCGUGUCAGGAAAAAAAAACAACCCAAGGCACUUGGUUCAAAGCUGCAAAAUCAAAAAUGAUGUAAAAACUUUGGCGAUUAGGAAGACAUCGUCAGCUUAAAGGAGAAUCAGGAAAGCCCGGCGAGCGACUGGAGGUACAAUCCUUGCUCAUGGAUUUCCUUCUUGUGGGUCUCAGUCUGCACUGGCUCCUGAAAAAGCCUUCAGCGUCGGUUGUGUGUGUCCUCGGCGCGUUGUUGGAAAUGUUGCCCGCCGCUGACAGCCUGUGCGCUCAGCAGUGCCGCUGCGACGGGAAGCUGGUGUAUUGCGAGUCGCAGAGCCUGAGCGAAAUGCCGCGCAACCUGUCGGGGGUGCAGGGUCUGUCGCUCCGCUACAACAGCCUGUCCGAGCUGCACGACGACCAGUUCGCCGGCUUGCUGCAGCUUACCUGGCUCUACCUCGACCACAAUCACAUCUACUCGGUGGAAGCGAAUGCCUUCCGGGGGCUGCGCCGGCUCAAGGAGUUGGUGCUCAGCUCCAACAAGAUCACCCAGCUGCCCAACGCCACUUUCAGGCCCAUGCCAAACCUUCGGCACGUGCAGCUGUCCUACAACAAUCUGCAGGCUCUGGAGCCCGACCUCUUCCAUGGGCUGCGCAAGCUGCAGACGCUGCACCUAAGGUCGAAUGCACUGAAGUUCAUACCGGUCCGGAUCUUCCAGGACUGUCGCAGCCUGGAGUUUCUGGACGUCGGAUAUAAUCAGCUGCAAAGCCUAGCGCGGAACGCGUUCGCGGGCUUGUUGAAACUAACUGAACUCCACUUGGAGCACAAUGAUUUGGUAAAAGUAAACUUUGCUCACUUCCCACGGCUGCUCUCUCUGAGAACCCUCUACAUGCAGUGGAACAAAGUCAGCUUUGUGGUGAAUUCUUUAGACUGGACUUGGAACCAUCUAGAAAAACUAGACCUCUCUGGGAAUGAGAUUGCAUUUAUUGAGUCUUAUGCCUUUGAAGUUGUGCCUAACCUCAAAAUACUUCAGUUGGAUUCAAACCGUCUCACAACCAUUGAGCAGCCAAUUCUGGACUCUUGGAAAUCUCUAACUAGCAUCAGCCUUUCUGGGAACAGCUGGGAAUGCAAUCGGAAUAUAUGUGCUUUGGCCACCUGGCUAAGCAAUUUUAAGGGACACCACGAAGGGAGUCUAUUGUGUGCCAGCCCUGUCCACACCCAGGGCGAAGAGGUACUAGACGCCGUGCAUGGUUUUCACAUAUGUGACGACCCGGUGACAAGCACGGCGACAGUAUCAGGCAGCACCAGCGUGGCGGAGACAGACCAAGAUAUGACAGCAAUCAGAGAUGCCUCCAGCAUGUAUGUCACGCAGGAUACAACGGGAGUAAGAACGACUGAAUUAAUCAGUGUCACCGGUGUGCUUUCUCACGAUCAACAGGAAAACACUAUUCAUGUUCACAAAGUAAUCACGGGCACUAUGGCGCUGCUCUUCUCCUUUCUGAUAGUGGUGCUGGUGCUCUACGUGUCGUGGAAGUGCUUUCCUGCUGGCCUGAGGCAUUUGAGGCAGUGCUUCGUGACACAGCGCCGCAAGCAGAAACAGCAACAAACUAUGCAUCAGAUGGCUGCCAUGUCCACACAGGAAUACUACGUGGACUACAAACCCAAUCACAUUGAGGGGGCUCUGGUGAUCAUCAAUGAUUACGGAUCGUGUUCUUGUCACCAACAGCCAGCCAGGGAAUGUGAAGUGUGAUUUUGUUCUCCCAUCCCCCAACUGGAGGUACAACACACUGCUUGAGGACAUACUGCAGCCGGUGACUGCACGUAUUACAAUACUGAGUCUGAAUGAAUUACACUGUACUGAUUCCACGAAACACUGCACCGGUCUCUUUCAGAAUUCCAAACAAUAUUUAAGCUUCAACGCGUCUUUAAAAUCUUUCAAACAUCCUCUGUUCAACUGUCAUUUCAAAUUUGUAAAGGAUAAAAAAAAAUGUAUAUGUAACUUCCCACCAGUCUCUUAUGAUAUUAAGUCCACCUGUAAGGUCUGGGAAUAAGAGGGAGUACUCGGCUCGUCAAUGAUGUAAGUUAAUCAAUUUUGUAAACUAUCCUGAUUUAAAUAAAUAUUUUAAAAAAUGUUUUUGCAGCAUCGGAGUCGAGAUUAAUA
Mobula hypostoma (lesser devil ray) is the source of this 2750-nucleotide messenger RNA. RefSeq names its product leucine rich repeat transmembrane neuronal 1 (gene lrrtm1). The transcript has 2 exons. Gene Ontology annotation, molecular function: protein binding. The record is from RefSeq and is a predicted model, not a curated record. NCBI's taxonomy places the organism in Eukaryota, Metazoa, Chordata, Chondrichthyes, Myliobatiformes, Myliobatidae. Gene Ontology annotation, cellular component: extracellular matrix. Bases 762 to 2339 code for a protein of 525 amino acids.